Molecule: messenger RNA, 882 nt
Organism: Fusarium venenatum
Lineage: Eukaryota; Fungi; Ascomycota; Sordariomycetes; Hypocreales; Nectriaceae
Biological process (GO): monoatomic ion transport
Cellular component (GO): endoplasmic reticulum; plasma membrane
Molecular function (GO): monoatomic ion channel activity
Source: RefSeq, a predicted model, not a curated record
AUGGAGGCUUUCAAGACUCACGGAGGCGUCAGUCCCAUUCCCACUGUCAUCCCUGAACCAACUCACUACCAAACCAUCGGCCACAAUGGCGUUCGCGCUCUAUGGGUUCUCUUCGUCGCCAUGACCGUCGUCUCCGCCAUCUUCGCCAUUAUGUCAUGGAACGUCGCCGUCCAGCGCCGCAUUUUCUACUUCCUGUCCACCUUGACCACCAUCAUCUCUGCCCUUGCCUACUUCGCCAUGGCUUCCGGUCAAACCUCGUACUUCAACUGCACCAGCGUGCGCGACCACCACAAGCACGUCCCCGACACCCACCACGAUGUCUGUCGCCAGGUCUUCUGGGCGCGCUACGUUGACUGGGCUCUCUCCACACCCAUUCUGAUUGUUGAGCUUUGCUUGUUGGCUGGUGUUGAUGGUGGCCACACCAUCAUGGCCGUCAUUGCUAAUGUCAUCUUUGUCCUCGCUGGUGCUUUCUCUGCUGUCGGACAUGCCAACACUGCUCAGAAGUGGGGAUGGUAUGCUAUCAGCAUCAUCGGCUUCGUCUUCACCAUCUGGCACGUCGCCGUCCACGGCUCGCGAACCUCUCGAGCUCGCGGUACCAAUAUUUCGCGACUCUUUGGCUCUAUCUCUGUCGCUGCUCUCAUCCUUUGGAUCGUCUACAUUGUUGUCUGGGGUGCUGCUGGUGGCGCUUGGCAGGUCAAGGUCGGCACCGAGGUCGUCAUCUACGCUGUCCUCGAUGUUCUUACCAAGGCUGUCCUCGGCCUCUGGAUCAUCACAGCUACUCGCCGAAACCGCGACAUCGCCCCUGAGAUUGGUGGCUACUGGGCCCACGGUGCUGGUGCUGAGGGUACCAUCCGUGUUGGCGACGACGACGAGGGUGCUUAA